Oxyura jamaicensis (ruddy duck) is the source of this 6288-nucleotide messenger RNA. RefSeq names its product centromere protein E (gene CENPE). Gene Ontology annotation, cellular component: microtubule. Gene Ontology annotation, biological process: mitotic cell cycle; microtubule-based movement. The transcript is spliced from 41 exons. NCBI's taxonomy places the organism in Eukaryota, Metazoa, Chordata, Aves, Anseriformes, Anatidae. The record is from RefSeq and is a predicted model, not a curated record. Gene Ontology annotation, molecular function: plus-end-directed microtubule motor activity; microtubule binding; ATP binding. The coding region runs from base 42 to 6041 and encodes 1999 amino acids.
GGGAGCGCGGGGCGCCUGAGGAGCGCCUGAGGGACGCGGGGAUGGCGGAGGAAGGGGCCGUCACCGUCUGCGUGCGGCUGCGGCCGCUCAUCGCCAGGGAAAGCGCUUUGGAGGAUAAGGCGUCGCUUUACUGGACGAGUGAGAAUAAUACGAUUUCGGAAGUGAAUGGCACCAAAGUGUUCAGUUACGAUCGUGUCUUUCACUCAAGUGACAACACACAGCAAUUAUACGACGGUGUAGCUGUUCCAAUUAUACAGUCAGCCGUGCAAGGUUACAAUGGCACAAUCUUUGCAUAUGGACAGACUGCCUCAGGGAAGACGUACACAAUGAUGGGAAAUGAAGAUUCUGUGGGCAUUAUCCCUAACGCAAUUCAACAUGUCUUCAAAAUUAUUUGUGAGAUUCCAGAUAGAGAAUUCUUGUUAAGAGUUUCCUACAUGGAAAUCUACAAUGAAACCAUUACAGAUUUGCUUUGUGAUAUCAGGAAAAAGAAGCCUCUAGGAAUUCGUGAGGAUGUUAAUAGAAAUACGUAUGUAGAAGACCUGAUUGAAGAAGUGGUUGUUUCCCCACAACAAGUUAUGGAAUGGAUCAGGAAAGGAGAAAAAAAUCGCCAUUAUGGGGAAACAAAAAUGAAUGAGCACAGCAGCCGUUCUCACACUAUCUUCAGAAUGAUAAUUGAAAGCAGAGAACGAAGUGACCUUGCAAAUGCAAACUGCGAUGGAGCAGUGAUGGUGUCCCACUUGAACUUGGUAGAUCUGGCAGGCAGCGAAAGAGCUAGUCAAACAGGAUCUGAAGGUCUCCGACUGAAAGAAGGCUGCAAUAUAAAUCGGAGUUUGUUCAUUCUGGGUCAAGUUAUCAAAAAGCUUUGUGACGACCCUUCUGGUUUCAUAAAUUACAGAGACAGCAAGCUGACUCGAAUUCUACAGAACUCUCUUGGAGGAAAUGCUAAGACGGUUAUUAUUUGUACAAUUACUCCUGUUUCUUUUGAUGAAACACUCAGUACUCUUCAGUUUGCCAAUACGGCCAAAAGAAUGAAGAAUACUCCAAAAGUCAAUGAAGUACUUAAUGAUGAUGCCCUCCUGAAGAGAUGUCGCAAAGAAAUUCUGGAUUUGAAAAAGCAACUGGAGGAAGUGUCACUGAAGACUCAAAUUCACGCGAUGGAAAAAGAUCAAUUGGCCCAGUUGCUGGAAGAAAAAAAUUCUCUUCAAAAAGUGCAGGAGGAUAGGAUACGAAACUUAACUGAGAUGCUGGUGACUUCUGCCUCGUUUUCAUCAAAACAGAAUAUUAAAGCCAAGAAAAGAAGAAGAGUUACAUGGGCUCCUGGUAAAAUAAACCAGGAGAAUGUGAAUUAUCUUGAAGACUUUGGAAAAGCAGCAUUGACUGAAACAAAAAAAAUGAAAGUGUCUCUAUCUUCACUACCAGAUGGAGAGGAUUCUACGUUUUUUGAGAUUUCUGAACAUGACAACCAAUGUUUAACUGUUCUCGAUCAAAUUUCGGACAUAGAGUGGACUGCUGGACCUAACAUGAACUGGACUCAGAAAGACUUUGAAGAAUCUGUGCAACGCUGUGAAGUUUUAGCACUAGAAAAGGAUCUUGCCGUAAAUGAAGUCAAUGUCCUACAAGUUAACUUCAAUAACCUAGUAUUAGAAAAUGAACAGCUGAAAUUAGAAAUAAAUGAAAUGAAGGAGAAACUGAAGGAAAAGAUAGAAAUGGAUGAAUUUGAAGUGCUGGAAAAACAAACGCAAAAAGAUCAUGAGAUAGAGCUAAUGCAUGAAAUCACCAACCUAAAGAGUAUAGUUUCAAAUGCUGAAGUGUACAAUGAAGAACUCGAGGCAGAAAUAAUCUCCAAAUUGGAACAGCUGAAAGAGAAGGAUGACAAAAUAAAGAUAUUACAGAAUCGUGUGGAAGAAUUGCAGAAAGCAGGAGUGGAAAAAAAGGAUGCAUCUUUUUCAGUUGUAAAUAGAGAUUCCGAUAAACUAAUUGAGGAAAUUCAACAGCUGAAUAAAUCCCUCCUAGACAGUGAAACUAUAGCCUUGGAUGCCAAAAAAGAAUCUGCUUUUCUCAGAACUGAAAAUUUGGAGCUGAAGGAGAAAAUGAAUGAACUCUUAAAUAACUACAAGCAAAUGCAAAAGGAUGUGGAACUCUAUCGAAGUCAAAUAGAAGCAGGAAAAGCCAGCUACAAAAAAAUGCAAGCUGACUUGCAGAAAGAAUUGCAGUCUGUAUUUCAAGAAAACACAAGGUUAACUUCACUGAUGGAGGGUAAAGUUCCAAAAGAUUUGCUUUCUGUUGUGGAGCUGGAAAAAAAGGCAUCUGAUGUAAAAGCAGAGCUAGAGAAAGCAUUGGAAGAGAAUUCACUCCUACAAAAACAAAUUCUUGAAAAAUGUGAGGAGCUACGCUUGCUGAAACUGGAAAGAGAAAAGCUGCUCUCUGAGGUAGCUGAUAAUGAAGUUAAACUUAAGUAUAUGACUGAAGAAAUUGGAAAAUCAAAGGAAGAUCUUGCAGAUGCACAGCUUAAAUAUGAAAACUCUGAUCAGGAAUAUGUAGCACUUAAACAACUGCAUGAAGAACUAGAACUAAAAUACGUAGCUGCAUCGGAGAGCAAUGAACAAAUGAAACUCCAAAUAGAAUAUCUAUCUAAAGAAGCAGAAGAGUCUAAAACAGCCUUGGAUGAUGUGAAAUUAGAGCUCUCUAACAAAAUGAAAGAAUUGGAAGAAAAGACAGCAGAGCACGAACAUCUUCUUGGUGUAAGAGAAGAUCUUAUUCAGACUCAGCAGAAGCUAAAUGAAAUGGAACAAUUAAAAGAGCAAGAAAAGAUCAUGGCAUCGAGAUUGGAGGCCAAGGAUUCAGAGAUACAGGCAGUUCUUCAACAGCUUAGUGGAUGUUGGGAAGAAAUAAAAACUCUCACUCAGGAAAGAGAUUACCUGAAACAAAAAGAGGAGUCUCUCCAAGCUGAGAAAGACCAGCUCAGUGAAGAUAUCAAGGACACUGUUUCCAUGAACAUUUUAGCGCAUGAAGAUCUGAGAAAUGCACAGAGUGCUCUCAAGCAGUCCCAGGAAACUGUUAAGAAGUUGGAGAAAAGUAUUUCUGAAAAAGAGUCUCAGAUGCUGAGUGUUGAGGAGACACUAAGGAAAACCAUUAGUGAACAUGAAAUACAGCUCGCUGAAGUAACUGAAAACUUGACUCGUGUCUCUUCUGAGCAUGAUAGGCUACUUGCAGAAAAAGAACAGACUGAAAGAAUAAUGAAUGAGCACGUCUGUCAGGAGCCUGAGAAAAUUGCUCUACUUAAUCAGGAGAAAGAUGAACUACAGCAAAUGGUUGAGGUCUCUAAAGCAGAAAGAGACCAGUUAGAGGCUGACUGUCAGGAAAGCAAGGAGAGAUUGUUAAAAGUUCUGACAGAAAUGGAAAGUCUGCAGGAAGAGCUAAAGCAUCAUAAAGAGCAAGCUGAUAUUCAGAAGAACUUGCUAGCAGAAGGAGAAGAGAAACUGCAAAACACUGAAGAAAAACUAACUGAAGAAAUAAACAAACUGAAAGAAAAGAUAGACGUGUUGAAUGAGGACUUAAAUCUGGUAACUAAGGAAAGGCAACAGCUGCUGGGAGAACUAAAAGAGAAGACUGAAAGUGAAAACAAUAAAGACAAUGAACUUCAACAACUAGAGAAACAACGUGAUUUGUUAGCACAGGAGAGAGAUCAGCUCCAGGAAAUGCUGGAAGGUGUUCAAGCAGAGAAGAACAAACUGGAGGUUAACCUACAGAAGAGUGUUGAUAAGAUCCUUGAAACAGAAAAGGAAUUGAAGUGGCAGCAAGAACUCCUCAGCAAUGAGAAGAUCAAAGCUGAAGAAAGGGAAGAACAUCUGUUAAAGGUUCAGAGGAGGUCAGAGAUUCUAGAGGACAGCCUAACAAACAAGAUUCAGCAGUUAACUGAGACACUAAAUAGUGUAUCAAAUGAAAAAGACCAGUUAUUGGCUGAAAGAACGAAUCAUUCUUUUCAACUUAAAGAACAAAUCUCGUCAAUUAAUGAAGAAAAAGACGAGCUACAGAAACUUCUUCAGGACAUCAGGUCUGAGCGGGACCAGCUCAAGAUGGAAUUGCAAAAAAACUCUGAGAUGUAUAUCGAAACAAGUGCUAAACUGGAAUGUGCUCUAAGUAAACUGAAGGAGAGAAGCCUGAGCGACAUGUCUGUUCAAGUGGAUGCACUGGAUAAUGCAGAACAGAUGGAUGAUGACAGCCUGAAGGCAAAAACCUUGAAAAUUAAGGAGCUUCUUGAGAUAUUCCCAAGUAUGCAGAAGAGGUAUGAAUGUCUCUCCACAAUGUCUCUUAAUGUAAAGAACGAACUGAAUAGCCAGAAAGCAGUGAUAGCUGUGAUACUGACUCAGCUUUCAUCAGAACAAAGUAAGCAAGUCAAAAGACUUCAAAUGGAAAAUGAGAAAAUAAACAGUCAUCUCCAGAAUUUAUUGAACAGACUCAAGUUUCAUUUCACUCAUGUUUGCUCAAAGAAAAGGGAGUAUCAUGCUACUGUUAACAAGUAUGAAAUGGAAUUGCUUGAGGAAGAGAGAAAGCAAGAUCAGCUACAAGCUCAAAUUCGGUGUCUCAAGAAGUUUCAUUUGAACCAGAAUGAAAUACCUUCUCAAGUGGUAAAUGUUGGUGAAGUGCUGCAGAGUUUGCAGUCGGAUGCAGAGAAUAUUCUCAAAGAUAUAUCAGAAAUGGAAAGUGAACUUCUCAGCAUAGAGGCAGAGUUACAGCAGGAAGAAAGUGCUAGAAAAGAAACAUCACAAUUCUGGGAAGCUUGUUCAGGACUCCACUAUGAUGCAGAAGAACUUAAAGAAGUGCUAAAAAAAGAUAAUGAAAGGCUUUUACAAGUCAUUAACUUCUGGACUCCAAAAGUAAAGACACUCCUUCAACUUACUUCAGAGUUGAAUGAUAGAACUUCCAACUACUGUAAAAAUGCUGAUGUUGAAUGGAAACAGAGAAAAGAGAAAACUGAAGAGUUGCUUCAGGAACUAAACACCCUUAAGGACCAACUGGCCCCUGGUGGCUCUGCUCAUCUUCUGUUAGAAGAAGAAAACUAUAGACUUCAUAACCACUUAAAGGCUGCAGAACAAGAUAAAAAGGCUAUGGAAGUAAAAAUACAGAAGUUGGAAAAUACAAUUAAUGAAGCAGAAAAAAAUGUCAGAGAAAAAGAUGACAGGAUAAAUAAGUUACAAGCGCAGAUAAAAAUAAAAGCAGAUACAAGUGAGCUCACCCAGCUGAAAGCCAAGCUGAGUGAGACAGAGAAGCGCCUCAGCACUGCCCUAACAGAAAAUCAGAGUCUCCAGGCAAAAUUAAAUAAAGGUGCUGAGUUGUACAAAGAAGAAAUUGAUAAUCUCAAAACACAAUUGGUAAAAUACGAUAUGGAAAGAAUGAAGCAAUCAAAUUCUUUUGAUAUGAAACUUGCUAAUUAUAAAGCUCUCAUAGAACAUCAAGAAGAACAGUUAAGAAAGCUAAAAGAAGAACUCAGAAGAGUACAGCAAGAUCACGAUGUUACUGUGGUGCCUAAAAAAGAAGCUCCUCAGCAAUCCCAAAUGCCCCUUACUUGUGGUGGUGGCAGUGGUAUCGUUCAGAGCACACAAAUGCUUGUUUUAAAAUCUGAACAAGUUAAGCUACAGAAAGAGAACUUGCAGCUGAAGAAACAAAAUGACCUUCUACUAAGUAAUGAGGCUCAAUUGAAAGAGGAACUUAGAAAAUGGAAAGAAAGAGCACUAAAAUUGAAAGAACAAUCUUUGAGAGAGACUACUCGAGAGACAGUACCAAGGUCUCCAAGGAAGACAGUGUCAUAUUCCCUUAAAGAGCAAAAUUCACCUUUCAAAGAGCCUAUUUCUCAGGAAACUGUGACUCAGGAUGCACCAAAGCCUCUGCCACUGAUGUGUCCAACAAAUUUCUUUGAUAAUUCCAACUUAGGUACACUAACAGAUACGCGACCUGCAGGAAUAGAGCCCCCAGAAGAAUAUCUUAAGCAGUGGUUUGGAACUUCAGAGAAAGAUAAAGCCCCUGAUUGUACUACCCAGUAAAGGUGUUCUGUCGUAAGCUGCCUUUGCAGUGGCAACAUCCAGAAUCUGCCUGUAUGGAAGAUGGUUCCUUCACGUUAAAUCGUCAACUGUGGGAAGAGCUCUGGCAGCAUGCAAUUCCCUUGUUGUCCUGGAGCUGCUGCUUCCCCCAGCUGGAAAAGCUGCAAUACGAGAACAAGAAUUGAAAAGCAGUCAUGUUGCCUGCAACCUGCUGCUGAUGUUCUUCUUUGGUUAUUUUCUGGAUAGCAAA